This is a messenger RNA of Microdochium trichocladiopsis, 899 nucleotides long. RefSeq lists its product as uncharacterized. The record is from RefSeq and is a predicted model, not a curated record. NCBI's taxonomy places the organism in Eukaryota, Fungi, Ascomycota, Sordariomycetes, Xylariales, Microdochiaceae. The transcript has a single exon. Bases 367 to 816 code for a protein of 149 amino acids.
UCGCAAUGUUGCAUUGAAUGUGACUGUGAUCUCACAACACCGGGACUCCCCAGACUUUUCAAUUGCUGGUCGAAAGUCCCUAAUUUCUCAGACAAGUUUUGGAUUCUAAGUUACAGAUAUUGUGCCCAACGCUGAAGGCAUCCUCUGUUGUUUUGAUGAUCCAAUUGCGCGUGUUUAUGGCUGUGAUGCCAUGCCAUGCUUGCUUGCGAAGUGCUAGAGAUCACUCAAUGCUCCACGGUACAUGAACCAAGUCAUCAGGGCAACGUCCAUUUACGACACGGCCUUUUCCUUCCCUUCACAUGAUGCACAAUCACCGAACAAAAUAAUCCUCAUUCAUUCAACCACACACAUGGACUUUAUUCGCACAUGGCACAAGACUCUCUCGUCCAGCGACGUGCUGCCGGCGAGGGAUGCUCACCUCGACGGAAGCAAUCCCGUCCACGCCACCCAAAACAAGGCAGCCGUCGUUACACAACUUCCCCUAGCACCCUCUGCGUCCGCCUCCGCCUUUCUGCAGCAUGCCGGGAGUACCUGGCCGAGGCCAAAAGGAAGUGGGCGUGUGCUGAUGCAAUGCAGGUCUCGGUGAAGUCUGUUACACCGCACAUAAUGGCGGAGCCUACAGUAUCAGUCAACAAAGGGGCUCGCACAUGCACGCGGUCAGCAACAUGUUGUGUCUCCCUCCUCCCUCCUCCCUCCCCGUCGAGGGUGAGUGUUGCACAAGCUGGCGACGCGGGUGGCGGCCGAAAACACUCGCUUUCCCUCCUUCCCUCACGGCGCAAGGCAGCCAGCCAGCCCGGCCUGCCUGCCAGUCAGUAACAAAGCCACGGUGAGCAGCGCCUUGUUGUGCAACCGACAUGCCCCUGUCUGCAUGAGGAUUACCUACAGUACCUUAAUGUACU